CUGUACCACCGCUUAAGCACUGUAACGUCAGUAGAGUAUUAGUACGAAUCACCUGUAGACGCUUCUAGUAUGUGAUUGAAUAAAGGAAGGUUUUAUCGAAUGAUGCUUAUUGAAUUAGUUUUAGAAACGUGAUGGAUCAAACGAAUUCGUUCAGUGCGAAGUGUUGUGAAAGGCUGAUCUUUACGUGAAGACGCGGAAGGAAAGAACGCCUGAUUCCAACAUUUACCACUAGAAUCACUUAAUAGGUCGAUUUCCAGACCAAGCCGUUCAGACUUUUCGUCACACCUCAACAAAUGAACAUUUCAAAGUUAAAUUAUAUAGCCAUCAAAGUGCCAUAGUUGAAGAACGAACUCAAACUCGAAGUGCAAUACGCGUGCAAGUGAACUUUCUGUGAUAAAAAAAAUCUUCUGGUUGCCAUAAUGACAAGAAGAACGGUGGAAGAAUCGUCGAAUGCUCAAAUCGAGACGGAAUCGCCAAUGAUGUCCCCUCUGCCCCCUCAGGCGUCUCCAGCAAACAGAUCGCCUCUGACUGAGAGUCCCCAGUCGCCGGCAAUGCUUGCCACCAUGACACCAGUGAAUGUCAUGGAGCUCAAAAAGGAAAUCGAUGAAAAAAGUGCCAUGGGAAACGGUAGUCUAUACGCUCAGGUCAAAACAGAAGUUAUGUACGAUAAGGAUGAAGAACUUUACGCUCACCAUCAUGCCAUUCAUGAUAAAAAUGACACUCCAAUAGACCUCAUCUACGAAGAUGGUAAUAAGACUGUCAUCUAUACCACUGCUCCCGACCAAAAGGGUAUAGAGAUUUAUUCUGCAGACAAUUCAGGUGAAAUCACCAUCAACAACCUCAGUGCCCAUCAGAUUCAGGGUCAGCAUCAAAUUGCCGAUGUGCUUAUUGAGGGUAAUGCUCAAGGGUUGGUUGGAAGUGCUUCAGAUUCAGCCAACACACCACCUGGAACUGUUUCGGUUGUUCUUCAGGGUAAUAGUCAGGGGUUGUUGCAGUAUCCACAGUCUCAAGUUCCUGCCACUACUGUUCUGGUGCUGUCUGAACUUGUAGAAGAUAUGGGAGCUGUUCCGGUCGUCGGAUUAAGGAAACGAAAGGAACACCUAGAUUCGAACGGUUCGGGUGGCCAGCCAGCGCCGGGUGACAUUACAGUGGUGGGACAACGUGGUAUGGCAGAAGUUCCCGAGGGGGCAGCGCCUCCUUCUGAUGAUCACCAAACUUGGAGAGCUUACUACGAACACCCCCUUACGGCAGCUACCACUGCAAUGUUGAACAUAAACGGUGGCGCUGAAGAGAACUCGCCUACUAUGGGUUUCAUCUAUGAAUACUACAAAUUGCCGGAUUCUAAGGAGAAACUGGAGAACAUUUGGCCAGCGAGUUCCCAAGCUGGUAGCAUCUUAACAUCACAGCUGAAAGCAACCAAUGGUUUAGUUAGUGGGACGGGCUUGGAACUACCGACCACGCCUAUGAGUACCGGGAGUCAACUUAGUUCUCAAGAAUUGCAAGGUUUAUUCCUGAACAAUCAACACAUCUAUGCACAGCCGUCUCCGACCGGUCAAAAUCUCCAAAUUGUCAAACGCGAGCCUGAAGACCUCAGCCACCACCGAAAACUUGACAGUAGCUCACCAGGCUCGGCCAGUCUGGACAGUUCGAUAAUCGUAACCAAGCAACAACGGCAUAAGGUAGUGCUGGUGUCGUCUACAGGAAGUCACCAAGGAGAUGUUAUAGUGGACGUAAAUUCGAUCAAAGACGAGUCUCACCGCGGUCUCAGCUCGCCUCAGCACGGUUCGCGUUCGGUGAACGGCACGCCGACCUCAACUCACAGCAGCCUUUUGGCAGACGGUUCCAGCACUGGUCCAAUUGAGUUUAUACAUUCGGAUGGCCUCAAACCGGCUAUGUAUACCACGCAAAUAUUCGCUCCUAUGAACGCCACCCAUAGUGGUAGCGGCACGCCAUCACCGAUACCUUAUUCUGAGCACGCUGGCCAGUACAGUCAGAGCAUCGUUGGCACAUCCGGCUCGUACAGUGUCCCUAGGCCAGCCAGUUCGACAGCGUUCUCUUCUUCAGAUCCUUACUACCGUUACAACGACUACACUACCGUUACAUCCGGUGCGGUUACGCCAGAGCCGAUCUAUUCCUCUCAGCUGAGGCAGUCUCAGCUCGGUUAUGCUGAUGACACAUCGGGAGGCGCGACCCCAAGUUUUAUCGAACGUUACGUGAGACAGUCUUACCAUGGGAAGAGUGUGAUCGCAGCAACAGCAGCUGGACUCACCGUUGACCUGCCCAGCCCUGAUAGUGGCAUCGGCCAAGAUGCCGUUACGCCACGUGAUCAAAACAACAUACAUCAGUCCUUCGACUACACGGACCUUUGCCAAACGAACUCCUCCCUCCUGGAUCCGUUGUCGCUUUCCCAAAGGAGCAGCAACUCAAAUUCACCAGGCAACCAAGCUACAAGUCGCAGCAGACCAUGGCACGACUUUGGCAGACAGAACGAUGCGGACAAAAUUCAAAUUCCCAAAGUAUUUUCACCAGUCGGCUUCAAAUAUCAUUUAGAAACACCUAUUUCGACAUCACAGAGACGUGAAGAUGACAGGAUCACUUACAUAAAUAAAGGUCAAUUUUAUGGCAUCACCUUAGAAUAUAUUCCGGAUCCAGACAAACAGCUCAAAUCACAAACUGUAAAGAGUAUCGUGAUGCUCAUGUUUAGAGAAGAAAAAAGCCCUGACGACGAAAUCAAAGCCUGGCAGUUUUGGCAUGGCAGGCAACAUUCCGUCAAACAGAGAAUUCUAGAUGCCGAUACAAAAAACAGCGUAGGUUUAGUUGGUUGUAUAGAAGAAGUUGCACAUAAUGCUAUUGCCAUUUACUGGAAUCCACUAGAAAGCACAGCAAAGAUUAAUAUUGCAGUGCAAUGUUUGAGCACGGAUUUCAGCAGUCAAAAAGGUGUGAAAGGCCUUCCUUUGCAUCUACAAAUCGACACAUACGAAGACCCUAGAGAUACUCAAAUUUACCAUAGGGGAUAUUGCCAAAUCAAAGUCUUUUGUGAUAAGGGUGCUGAAAGAAAAACACGUGACGAAGAAAGAAGAGCGGCAAAAAGAAAAAUGACAGCAACUGGACGUAAAAAGCUCGACGAACUGUAUCACCCUAUGUGUGAAAGAUCGGAGUUCUACAGCAUGAGUGAUUUGAAUAAACCACCCGUAUUAUUUUCUCCUGCUGAAGAUCUCGAUAAGCUGACAACCAUGGAGCUUCAAGGCUUUUACCCACAUGAGGCUGAGGGUUCCUUAGGAGGUCCAGUCGAUCACGUAAAGGCAGGAUCACCAUUCCUGCUGCAUCCUGCAGUUAAACCCCCAACGACUCCAACGUUGAAGUUCCACAAUCACUUCCCUCCAGAAGCUGAUAAGAAGGAAAGUCUUCUUGACAACAGCUUAACAACUGAUGGGAACGUAUUCCAACCUCCAAUAAAACGCGUGAAGAUGUCUUCAGGUGGUCCAGGCAAUGUAGGUCCUCCUCCACUACACGAGAGGGUUAUGUUGUAUGUGAGGCAGGACAAUGAGGAGGUUUACACGCCAUUGCAUGUGGUGCCGCCAACAACGCAAGGACUUCUGAAUGCUAUUGAGAAUAAGUACAAAAUUAGCGCUUCGAGCAUAAAUAACUUGUAUCGCAAAAACAAAAAAGGCAUUAUAGCCAAGAUUGAUGAUGACAUGGUAUCGUAUUACUGCAACGAGGAUCUCUUCUUGUUAGAAUUGAAAGCGGUAGACGAGGACCUGUUCGAUAUUACUUUCAUUGAAUAUACGGACCAAUGAAAACUUGCCAUAUUUCUUAUAUUUGUAAUUUUACGAAUCAGUUUAAAUUAUAUUGAUCUGUUGUGAUUGUUUUAUAUUAUUAUGUAUUAUGAAGAAGUUCACUGUAGAAAUUUAUAUUUGUUUAUAGUUGGUAGAAAUGUUGAAGUGGCUUUUCUAUCAUUUUAAUGCGAUUUAAGUUAUUGUUAGCCAUUCUGUUUUUUUUUAUAGAUGCAUAUCAGUCCGAUCAUAAUUUGUAAAAUACUGAAGUGAUCAUUCAAUAUUUAAGUGCUAUAAUGAGCAGGAAGAAAUGCUUGAAAUGAAGAAUAUUUGUUGCAUUUAGAAAUCUUGCAACAGAGCAAUGUUUUUUCACAAUUUCUCGAAUUGGUCACUUAUGAUCUCAAAAUUACAUUAUGUAAAUGAUCUGAACACGUGACAUGUACAGACUAUUAACUGAUUAUAAUUUCUAUAUUAAGGAGACGGGGAGAAUAUUUCAAAUGUAAAUAGCUUCUUUAUUAACUACGUGUAAAUAGUAACUAAGCCAUGACAAAAAAAUAAACACGUCGUUACUUUGUGAUAAACCCUUCUGCACAUAUUUGUGCAGCACCUCUAUUUUUAGAGAUCAGAAAGUUUGUUGCUCAGUUGAAUUUCUGAAGUUGUACUAAAAUAUGUUUACUAAAUUUAUCGUUUUUCUCUUUAUUGGUCUUUCCAAUAUUUGAUAUAUUAUUAUCAAACUCAUGUUAUAGAUAUAUAAAGAUAUAUAUUUUUUGGUGAAUCCGUGAUAUUUGCUUUAAGAAGAAAUUUUUAUGAAAAACAUACAACACACGCAUUCCAUUUACUACAAAAAUUCAAAACGUACCUGACUUAAUGCUUUAUCAUAAUUUGUAAUUCGAGGUCUCCAAUGAAAUAAUUUGUCCAAAUUCAUACUUUCAAAGGUACAUAUUCAGAGCAAAAAAAUUUGAAUGAAGUUAUUAUAAAGGUACUGAACUGACGUUUAAUUGUUUUGUAUAUUAUUAAUUUAUUUUACACAGCUCAAAAUGUUGUGUAAUUUUUGAUUGAUAUUAGAGUAGAUUAAGUUAAAAUAGCUCUCUGUAUCCAUCUUUUUUCUAGUGUUAUCGAACAGAUACAACAGAUAAAUACGUAAGAAUCAUCUACAGAUGUUGAUUUCAUAAUUCGACAUUGUUGUGAAUCAAUAUUACUAAUAAUCGCAAUAUUAUGUUAUUUAAGGUUUUUUCUAUAUAAAUGUAUGAUUAUCUUUUAAGUAAAAUUGAAAUUUUCACAG
Messenger RNA from Harmonia axyridis, 5055 nucleotides. Its product is annotated as protein grainyhead. Gene Ontology annotation, molecular function: DNA-binding transcription activator activity, RNA polymerase II-specific; RNA polymerase II cis-regulatory region sequence-specific DNA binding. The record is from RefSeq and is a predicted model, not a curated record. The transcript is spliced from 14 exons. Gene Ontology annotation, biological process: regulation of transcription by RNA polymerase II. Lineage: Eukaryota; Metazoa; Arthropoda; Insecta; Coleoptera; Coccinellidae. Gene Ontology annotation, cellular component: nucleus. The coding region runs from base 420 to 3797 and encodes 1125 amino acids.